UAGUACACAAUGUACUGACACUUCAGUCUGUGCCUACACCACUAUAGCACCUGUUGUUCGCAAAAAAAAGAUAAGAGAAUAUGUGACCAGGAGGAGGUAGAAUGGGGUUCAAAGUUAAGUUAGUUUUAGUGGUUCUUUUAGCUUUAAGUGUUAGUGUUAAAGGACAAGAUGUGGUCGAAACAGAAGACAUAAAAACUGUGAGUGAAGUAGAUAAUAAAAUAGAUGAUGAAGCUGAAGUUAUUUCGGAUCCACUAGUAGAAGAUGCGAUAUUAUCUGAACCAACGGAACCUACCGUCCAAAUAAAGGAUGUAUUACCUGAUCUCCCAGUUCUAGAAGUGAGGAGUGGGAAAUACCAGUUACUGGAGGAUACAAUAGCUGGAUCAGCUUUGGAACCUAUUGCGGGUUCCAUUGAUGCUAAUAUAGGGGAAAGUGAAAGACAGCUUUUGUUGGACCCGACGUCUACAGCUACUACCAACAAUGAAUAUGCACACAUCGACGGCAGAGUCCUUCCCGCCACUACCUAUCAGAACAAUGGACAGCCCUAUGUCAUCACGAGUGCUAGGCUCACCCAGAUCAGGUCCAACUUCUUGUACUGGUUCUACGACCAAGGCGGCACCGACAACCUGGGAGACUAUCAGAGAGACAUCCAUACUUCCACACCACAAAUUCAUAAGAACUUCAACUUCCAGCUGCCUUUCUUUGGGUUCAGAUUCAAUUACACUCGGGUCUCCAUGAAUGGUUACAUCUACUUCAGCGACCCUCCCGAUCACUACACGUACCCGCUUUCUUUCCCUGUCCGGGACUGGCCCAAUAUGAACGAUCCUUCAUUCAUUGGCAUCUUCUUCAGCAAGUGCCGCAUUGGCAGCAUGAGACCUGAGGACCCCGACCAGAGGCGUCCUGGUGUUUACUUCAGAAUGGACAGAGAUUUGCAGACCAGAACUGAUCAACUUGGAGUAGAGAUGCGGGAGCGAUUGACUUGGGAUAUCAGACAAGGCGUCAUCGGCUCUGAAACAUUUUUCCCGAAGCACGCAGUCACCAUCACUUGGAAGAAUAUGUCGUUUGCUGGUGGUAUCGAUAACUCGCUCUAUGUGACCAACACCUUCCAAAUGGUACUGGCUACAGACGAAGUGUUCACAUACGCGAUAUUCAACUACUUGGAGAUCAACUGGAGUUCACACACCGAAGCUGGAGGAGACACCACCACUGGAGAAGGAGGUGUUCCUGCUUACAUUGGUUUCAAUGCUGGUAAUGGCACUCAAAGUUACGAAUACAAGCCAUACUCUCAAGCAUCGGUGCUGCGAGACCUGACUGGAAGGGGUUGGGCCAACGGCUUUCCUGGUCGUCAUAUCUUCAGGAUAGACGAAAAGAUACUGAUGGGCACCUGUAAUAAAGAUAUUGAUGGUGCAAACCUUCCUCUAAUGUUCGCUCCUGAGAGUGGUAACAUGUUAGGAGGAACUAUCGUUAACAUCACUGGUCCAUGCUUUAAUCUUAACGACAGAAUCACCUGUCGUUUUGAUACUGAAUCAGUCAUUGGAGCUGUGGUUGAUGUGAACAGAGCCAUUUGUGUCCAGCCCCGGUUCUACCACAAUGGAUAUGCAAGAUUUGAGGUGGCCAUUAAUAAUGAACCCUUCAAGUGGAAGGGGAAAUUCUUUGUCGAAACACCUGGCACAGCUACUGAAAGAAUCUUCUUCCCUGACAACGCAAUUCAUCAGCCUUACCCACCUGAGAUCAAAAUAACAUGGAACCAUGCUAACUUGACGACCAACCAAAACGCCCAACUAAGAAUCAGCUUAUGGGGUUACAAAGAAGUAACGAUCAGACCACAACUGGAGUACAUUGAUAUGAUAGAGGCUGCAGUAGCAAAUACUGGGGAAUAUGUGAUUAAUCCACAAAACUUCAGAAAUAGGGAAAACAUUAUGCAUAAUGAUAUGCAGUUUGGUUUUCUGCAAAUCAAUCUCACCACGCCUGAGGAGUACAUGGGCGUAUCAAUAUCACCAGUGCUUUGGAGUCGUCCAAUUCCCCUGGGAUGGUACUUCGCUCCUCAAUGGGAGCGGCUUCAUGGCAACCGCUGGCCACAGACUAUGUGCAACAAUUGGCUAAGAACCGAUCGGUUCUUGAAGAAUUUCGCUUCGCAGAUCCCGAUAUGCCCUUGUACUCUUGAGCACGCGCUCUUGGAUAAAGGACGAUUCCUGCCUGAUCCUGCUUGCGAUAAAGACACAAAUCCCACGUGCAGAUAUCAUUGGGGAAGUGUGCAUUGUGUACGCAGCAGUGGACCAAGUGCGGAAGGUUCUGGACAGCAAUGCUGCUAUGACAAGAACGGCUUCCUCAUGAUGUCCUAUGAUCAAAUGUGGGGCUCCAGGCCACACAGAUCCCACGAUUUUGGUUUCACUCCCUACAACGAAGCUAACAAAGUGCCAUCGUUGUCUCAUUGGUUCCACGACAUGAUUCCCUUCUACCAGUGCUGCUCAUGGCAAGAAGAACAGGCUGUUGGUUGUGAAACCUUCAGAUUCGAGCGUCGUCCGUCGCAGGAUUGUGUCGCGUACCAGUCUCCUGGAGUGGCCGGUAUAUUCGGGGACCCCCACAUCGUCACCUUCGAUGACUUGCAAUACACUUUCAAUGGAAAAGGUGAAUACGUACUGGUCAGAGUAGACCAUCCUCAACUGAAGCUGGACGUCCAGGGUCGAUUCGAACAGGUCCCCAGAAACAUCUAUGGCCCAGUGAAUGCAACACACAUCACGUCCGUGGUAGCUGCUUCCAACAACUCAGUUCCUAUAGAGGUUCGCCUCCGACCUCAGCAUGCGCAGUGGCGAUACAGACUGGAUGUGUUUGCUGAUAAUAAGAGAAUUUACUUCGAUCGGUCCGCACUCCGAGUACAAUACUUCCCAGGUGUGACGGUCUACCAGCCCCUUUACGUGCUGAACCAGUCGGAGAUAGUGAUCAUGUUCUCCUCUGGAGCCGGUGUGGAGGUCGUGGAGAACAAGGGCUUCAUGUCUGCCAGGGUCUACCUACCCUGGACUUAUAUGAAUCAAACGAGAGGACUGUUUGGUAAUUGGUCGUUGGAUAUGAACGAUGACUUCACUAGACCAGACGGCACCAGGGUGGCGGUCGACCUAAAUAACUUCCAAUCAGCUCAUCGAGACUUUGCUCAGUAUUGGCAACUAUCAGACCGAGAGCAGAAAGAUAUAGGUGUGGCGCUGUUCACAAGAGAGUACGGACGAUCAGCCGCCUACUACAACGACAACCAGUUUAUCCCGAAUUAUAUACGAGAACCAGCCGACUUCUUGCCUGUCAACAGAACUCACGAUGUGAAUCGAGCUUUAGAGCUGUGCCAGGACUCAUAUCAAUGCCGAUACGAUUACGGAAUGACCCUCAACCGGGAUAUGGCAGAGUUCACGAAGAAUUAUUUGUCUUCGAUUACUAACAUCAAAGAACAAAACGCACGUCGAGUAAUCAGCUGUGGCGUCCUAGAAACUCCAAGAUUUGGUCGAAAGAGUAAUUUCUUCUUCACACCUGGUACUAGGGUUAACUUCGAAUGUAAUCAAGACUUCAUCUUGAUCGGCGACAAAAGAAGGACAUGUGAGGACAACGGUAGAUGGAACCUGCCCGACUAUGGUUACACGGAGUGCUUACGUAAUCAAGAAUACUCGCAACGUGCACUGUUCCUAACUUGGGGCGUCAUAAUCGCAGUUAUUCUACCAUUAGGCCUAUUGAUCUGCCUGCUUUGGUUCUGGUGCUGGUACAAGCCGAGAUCCGAAGGCAAAGAAGGAUUCCACAUAAGCGACAUACCGCGAUCUAAAUCAGCAUCUAGACUUAAUCUUAGAACAGCUUCAAUGGGAAAUAUAACAGAUCCUAUGAACUCGUCCACUUUACGUAGUAAUUCUGACAUCAAACCAAAAAUACCCGACACUCCUCCAACGGAAGCCACUCCUAUGACGCAAUCAGGUUUAACUAGAUCCGCUCCGCCUCCACCUGUGGACCCUCAGGAUGGAGACAGUUCAGGAUUAGGUUACACAGAUUCCAACAAAAGUGAUUCUGGAAAAUCUUCCCUAGGCAAAAAGCGACGAGCUUACGACAAAACUUACAGAACUCACGAACCAAUAAGGAACGCACCUAACUCAGAGUUUCCCGAAAAACCUUUUGACUUAUCGGAAGAAGACUUGUUAUCUCUGACUACACCGUCUGAUACUGAAUCCAACCAAGGUUCCACUUUGACCCGACCCGCAAAGGAUAUCGAAUACAUAAGUAAACCUCGUCAAACAGGCCGUAGAGCACUGCCAAGUGAUUCUGGUUAUUCAACCAAAGAAUCAGAGGAUCCUUAUUCUCCUAAAUACGGGGGACAGUAUAGUCCUGUGCCCUCUGCUCACUCUCCCACAUAUUCUGAGAUUUACUCGCCUCCACUUAGUCCAACGUCUGAUAUUAGUCCGAGGAGUACCUACAAUAACCCAGGCCUGCCUGACCCUCCAAAGAGCGCCCCUGCUCAUGAAAUAAAGACGUUCACUUUGCCUCCACAGCGAGGUAAGCAAGAAUACUCUUCGCGAACCCUAGGCGCUACCUGGGGCAUCAUCAGCGCUGUGAUGGUCCCGAUCAUUGUGUUCCUCAUCUGUGUCGGCUGGAGGAUCCUCAAGAGAAGGAAGGCUGAAGAGAAAGAGUAUGAUGACUUGAUGACUGUCAAGCGGAUCGAUCCAGACGAGUCAGUCCGAAUAAAUUCGGACGACGACAGUCUUCCGUACAAGAAGGAUAUCCCCGAAGAUAGUCCCGAACCGGAGCCUGAACCAACAGACCCCGUGAGAGUGGUGGAAGACAUCGGAAUACCUUAUGACCCCUCGUAUGACCCUCCGCCGCCGCCAGCGCCGCCUAUGCAAGACCAAGCCCGCGCGAGGCACUGGUCGGGAGAAACUGAAAUAAAUUAGAAUUUAACAUUAACUUAGUCAAUAAACAUUAAUUAAUUAAUAAACAUAAAUUAAGAAUUAUUAUAUACGGAUGACGUGUCGCUCUAGUUUUGGUUUAUUUAAUUUUUUUACAAUAUUUUUGUUUGCUAUUAUUUUGUUUAGGUAUACCGAAUUGACAUUUAGGUAGGUACUUUAUUUAAUUAGUGUGUAUUAUUCAUAAUAUUUUCGGCUAAGAAAUUUGAGAAAUAAACUGUAAAGUAAUCACAUUUUUACUACUUAAGAGUAUAGAUAUAGUUUUGCAAUUGCAAGAGUAGAGAAAUUGAGUUGAUAAUAUUUUUUAUGACAACACGCAAUGCAAGCCUUAUUUGUUCGACUAAUAUAGAUAAGAAUGUAAUUUUAUAUAGGUAAGUAAUAUCCGUACUUACUUGCAUGCGUACGCUAUUAGAUUAAAUAUUAAAGGAUAUUUUUAUACAUAACCUACUUUUUUUCGAAGUCUGUUAAUAAUGAAUUUUGUUAUCCCACCAUGUUUUAGUCAUUAAAUUCUUACUGAUUAUGAUA
Molecule: messenger RNA, 5447 nt
Organism: Amyelois transitella
Lineage: Eukaryota; Metazoa; Arthropoda; Insecta; Lepidoptera; Pyralidae
Gene: mesh
Product: protein mesh
Exons: 22
Coding region: 102-4910 (1602 amino acids)
Biological process (GO): cell-matrix adhesion
Source: RefSeq, a predicted model, not a curated record